AUGGCUAUCCUGCCACUGCCGCAGAGGAUUUCCGUGCAGCCGCCAGAAGAAGAUGUGCCGGGUUUGGUUCCCAAGGCGAUCUUGCGGCCGACCGGCUCAGAGACUCACGCAGGGGCAUCGCCCACGGUUCACAGCGUGCAGGUGGUCUCCCAAAAUGAGAUUCUGGGGAUGGACGUGCGAGAGAACUGCACUGGAACAGGCUGUUCCUCUUCAGCCUUCCAGGAGCAAGGCGCCUGUGGCAUCCUUCUUCGCUGGGCCUUCCUGCUCAAGGGCCUGAUCCUUGCACUCUUCCUCUCGGAGUUGGUCUUGGCGAUUCUGGUCCUUCAGUACGGCCACGUGCAUGGGGUGGCCUGGGACUUUACCGCGGUUUCACUGACUGUCUACUUCAUGGUGGGCUACGGUGGCGUGGUGCUUCUUGCUCAGGCCUUUGCGUCCGAGGAGUUGAAGCUCGUGGCCCUAAAGCUGCAGCUGCACUUCAAUGACGAACGAAGGACUGAGCUGCUCCGGCGGGAGCGGUGGAAGUAUGCAUUGGCCUGGUUUGCCUUCAUGGCAUCUGUGGUGGUCCAUCAAGGCUUCGAGGUGUGGAACAUCCAGCGUGGGGUGCUGGACGACACCAUUGUGCGGCUGGAGGACCUUCCCGUUGCCAAGGUCUGCGCCCAGAUAAACGAGGCUGUCACGAUUAUCUCCUUCGCUUUUGUAAGCGCGGUGAUUCUCGUCACUUGCUACAUCCAGUCUGUUUUGCUCUUGGCCGUGGAUGGCGCUCUGGAUGACUGGUGCUUGGAGGUCUACGACUCCCAAGACUACGAGGUUGGAGUGAAGACCUGGAACCGGAUGCAGGCGCUUCUGAAAUGCUUGGGCCGAGAGCUGGAGACAUCCACGAUUCUCCUGCAAGCCUUUGGCGGGAUUGGCUUCGUCGCCUACUGUGCAAGCGCUGUGAGCGUCGUGAUCCAGGCCUCCUUUGAGUCUCUGUCGCUCUCCAUGAUCGCUGGUGCCGGUGCACCUGCCAUCUUUUUGCUGAUGAUCGCAAUCCGACUCGGCGCGCAGGCCGCGGCCCUUACCGAGAAAUGCCGGGUUCUUCCCGCAUUUGUGAACACCAUUCCCGGAGCUUGCAUCGACCUCCAUCGACAGUACCUGGUGCAGUUCAUUGUGGAUACCUCCGCCGGAUUCAUUGUGAAGGGCGUGACCCUCACCCAGGCCAUGUUCCUGAAGCAGCUUUAUCUCUUGGCCACGGUUCUCACAGGCUUGUUGGGUAUCUUCAUCCGCCUCUACCUUUGA
Molecule: messenger RNA, 1275 nt
Organism: Symbiodinium sp. CCMP2456
Lineage: Eukaryota; Dinophyceae; Suessiales; Symbiodiniaceae
Source: the annotation of a GenBank genome assembly